AUAAAAAUCAAACAAAAACGCUGUAAAAAUUUCACACCAUAGAUUUGAUAACAAAUAAUUAAUGACAAAACCCAGUGGCUGUGUCAGCUCACGUCGCGUUAUCAUUGUUCUCAGUGCUAUCGAUAUUUUCAGUUUUUCUAUACUAUGUAUUAACCUAUGUGAGGGUCGGCGUAGUAUAUCAAUACCUGUUUAAAUUUAAAAUGUUCUUAGAAUUGCUUGUUAUUAAAUGAUUACUUAACAUUAGCCUGUCAUAAUUAUAUUCCAUCAGCUUACUAUACUGACUUCCGAGUUACAGACGUUACAGUUGUUUGAGAUGUAUUUUACUUAUAUGCUACAGUAACAUAUUGAUUACAUUAACAUAACAACUGAUAAAAUGGAAGAAUCAACUUUCCUCCUUGAUCCAGCUAAAGCAGAUAAUUUAUAUCCCGCACUGUUCCAGUGCUUUACAAUUAUAUUAUGUGGGUAUAUUGCUGGCCGCCUAAAUGUGGUGUCACAGACAGAAUCAAAAGGGAUUGGUACAUUUGUGGGCACCUUUGCCCUUCCAUCACUCAUAUUCUUAUCCCUGGCUAGACUGGACUUUAGUACUGUCAACUGGACAUUCCUUGUUGCUAUACUAUUAGGCAAAGGCAUUGUGUUCUUUGCAGUUAUGAUUGUCACCAUUCUGGUGUCUAAACCAGUGAACCUUGGGAGAGCUGGUAUAUUUGCCAUUUUUUGCACACAGAGCAAUGAUUUUGCCUUGGGAUAUCCAAUAAUUAAUGCUAUCUAUGAGCGCACACAUCCAGAAUAUGCUCUCUUCCUAUAUUUGAUGGCACCAAUAUCACUAGCAAUGCUAAAUCCAGUUGCUUUUGUGCUAAUGGAGAUAAAGAAACAACGAGACAAUGCUCAGAUAGUGACCACAUCGCCUGAAGGGGAGAGAUCAAGUGAACUGUGCAAGUUCAAGUUGUUGAGGCAGAUUGUCAAAGGCAUAGCUUUGAACCCUGUUUUAGUGAUGACAGUUCUGGGUAUUAUAGGCAAUAUUGCUUUUAAACAUCAACUUUCACCAUACAUUGAGCUGCUACUGAAAGUAUUUGGAGACUCUUUCUCAGCUACCGCUCUAUUUUUAUUGGGGCUCAGGAUGGUUGGCCAAAUACACCGACUGAGAGGGCCUGCUCUGUUGCUGCCUUGUGUCCUAAUAAUGGUUAAGCUGAUUGUCUUACCAGUGGUGAUGAGAGAGUGCGUAAGCGCAUUGAACGCGGGAGCCAACGAUUCCGAGACGUCUUCAUUAUCGACCUACGCAUUCUUGUACGGAACCAUACCCACUGCGCCCGCAGUUUUCGUCUUCUCUAACCUGUACCAACUGGAAGUUGAUUUGAUGGCUUCAUCAAUGGUGAUCUGCACAUUCCUGUCAGCGCCCAUAAUGUUCAUGUCAGCCCAGGUGAUAUCGAUCAACAAAGACUACGCAGAGCAGAUGAAGAAAUUUGGCUUCCACCUGUCUAUUGUAUCUUUAGUGGCCUGUGUGUGGGUGAUAACGGUGUUCAUCGUUACGAAGAAAUAUAAGCGUAUGCCGCAUAGAUUAACUCUGUGUUUAAUGGUGUCACAGUUGCUGCUAGCUAUCAGCGUGAUCUGGGGCGGGCCGCAGUCAUCGUACACGCCGUCUUGGUCGGUGUUGCUCCAGCAGACGCUCUGCACCUUCAGCAUGUACUCCUGCCUGCUCUGGACUUCCAUGCUCUCUAUCGGACUCCUCAUGUUGCAGAGCCGCGGGCCAUGCUUCGUGGUGACGCUGUGGCCGGUGCUGGGAUUCGUGGCGUGGGGCGCGCCUGCGGUGAUGGCCGCCGUGCUCGUGGCCACGGGGCCCGCGCUGCAGCUGGACGCCGAGGCCGUGGACGCCAUCCGCCUGUGCCUGCUCGUGUUCUGUAUCACGGUGACGACGGGGUGCCUGACACUGUACAUCCGUUUCCGGCGGCGCAGCGCGCAGUUCGCCGGUCUCUCUGCCGAUUUGGCGUCGCAUUCGCCAGACGAAAGCUCCGGCCUGGUCGACAACGAGCAGCCGGUGUCCAACACGCAGUCAGUCUCGCAUAACGAACUACAACUGACAGGUUGCUACGGCGCGAUUACAGCGAGUCCAAGCCCAGCGAAGAGCGCCAACGGCAACAUCUGCUGCUCUGGCGACCCGCGCUGCGAGAGCGGACUCGUCAACUCCACGUCGCAGGACAUGGAGGACAUCGCCGACCACAAGGACUGUGCCUGCCCCCCGUCACAGAAACAGCGCUGCGCCGGCCCCGAGCCGUGCCAGUACCUGAGCGAGCUGGAGCGCGCCGCCAGCCAGCUGGGCCUGCUGCCGCCCGAGACCAGCCGCGGCCGCGGCGGACAACUGCUCAAGCACACCGUGCUCAUCAUACUGUACAGCCUGGCCAUGUUCAUCGGGAUAACAUACACGACCUGGCGUAUGAUGCAAAAAGACGAAAGCGGGGUGUUCAUCGAGAUCGAGUUCCUGGACAUCGCCAUCACGUACGGGCAGGCGCUCAUCAUGUUCGUGCUGUUCGGGUUAGACCCCGAGGAGAUGAUCAUACCGGCUGUCGGAUACUUUAAGAAGAAGUGGCACGGCGCUGACACGGUCGUGCUACCUUCAGUCGAAGAUCUCAGCUUCGAAACCAAACACGUCUGCGACCAGUUCAUAAUGCACCAUCUCGACCGCUGCAAGGAAGCCAUUGCCAAAGAUACCAGGUGGCGCAUGCGCACAUACCGCGCCGUGUUCCGCGGCUCGUGCCUGGUGCGCUGGCUGCUGAGCUGCGGGCUGGCCAAGGACGAGGCGGAGGCCGUCGCCUACGGCCGCCAUCUGCUCGACGGCCGCCUCAUCGCGCACCUCCACAACAACCACCACUUCACCAACUCGCCGCUAUUAUACACCUUCAAAUAAACUAAACAGUAAACAUUAUAUACUAUACUACGAAUUAUCUCUAAUGAUUUUUUCGCCCAAACCCUAAGCUGUUAAACAAAAGGCAUGGUUUCUUUUGUGCGCCGCGGUGGCUACGUCGUUUCUCAUCAGUGAAAAGGAUCACGCCCGUUUAAAAGGCAAUUUUAGCGUUCUACUUUUAUGGUUCAAAUUCAAAUAACAGCAAUCGGAGUUAACACGUUUGGGUAAUGUACGACGACAGGUAAGAAUAUUCGGAGAUGUGUAGCACGCUAAAAUUGCAUUUAAAACGGGCGUGAUCAUUUUCACUAAUGAGAAAUGAGGUAGCCAUCGCGGUGCACAAAAGAAACAAUGCCUUUUGUUUAAAGGUUUGGGCGAAAUAAUCAUUUGAGAUAAUUCAUACUAUACCAAAGAUUUAUUGAUUGUACUUUGUAACUAAAGAAUAAAGUAAGAAAAAACGUGCCGCCAUUAAACUAUUAUUACUAGGUACAGAGCCGGCACAGAAACCCAGUAUUUGCGCCAUGAGUUGUUGCCGGCCGACAACUAACUAUGGAAGCGGAGCGUGAAUCUCGCGACCUCAAAGCGUAAGCGCCAUGAAUUUCACGGCACUUACGUUUUGGUCGCGUGGUUCACGCCCCGCUCCCCUCGCCUACAGGUUGCGAUUGCGACAAUUUAAUUGUUUGAUAUGGCUUCUCUAUAUGGACUAUAUGGAGUAAUAUUAACUCAAUGCGUGCCCGCCUAGUUUAACAGCCGUAACGGAUGGCGCUGUAUUGCGCCAUAUGUUUAAUGGCCACUGAAUGAGGUUGGCCGGUAUUUUACAGAUGGCGCCGGCAUAGGUUUUACCUGUCAAUUUUACGAAAAGUUUCUAAUGCUUGUUUUUUAUUUUAAUUUUAUAAGAAGCCAAAUCUCAUAGAACAAUAAGAACAAAACUAAAGACAGAUAAAACCUACGCUGGCGCCCUCAAUUUGUCAGUUGCCAACUUUUGACAAUCAAAGGUACCGAAUAAUGCACGGAGUUAAUUGUACAGCACUAUCCGCCAUCUCCGUUAGAGUUAGACGAAAAUAUCUCUGCAACGAUUUUGGCAGCACAGACUGUGCAAGUACGUGUUAUUUAUACGUCAUAAUUUCAUAGAAGUUUGACGUUUAAAAUAACAAUCACACAAUCAAAAUCGCUGCAGACUUGUCUUGGUCUAACUCUAGCUGUCGAAUUCGAAGUACGAAAAUAUCUUAGACUUCAUAUCUUACACAAUCAAUAAAUAUUUGCGUAUACCAAAGAUAGACUAAAUAAUAAGAUGCGUAAAGAAGUGCAUAAUGUAUAUUACGGGAUAACUUAUCUUCGUUGUUAAAACCUCAUGUGAACACUUAAGUAACUCUUUAUUGUAUUCCUUAACGUUUGGCAACCUACAUAGUUCCCACAAAGCAUAUGGCGCCGUACUUACUUUAGUUCCUAAAGCGGCUAAAAACGUUUGCACUAUAGGUACUUUACGCAUCAUAAUAUUACUUAUCAAAAACCUUAUAAUCCGUUUUUAUUUUGUUCGCGCGAAAUUUUUUCGCUCUUUAUUUUCAUUUUACAAGUGGCAUCAUAUGGCCAAUGUAACUGGGUGUUAAGGUAGUAUAAUCGAGCCAGUUGUAAUAGUUAAUUCAUAAAAUGAACCUACCUACAUAAAUAGGAAUUAAGUUUUAAUUAAAUAGCACAAAUUAUUAAUUUUUAAUAUUUUUAUAUUUAUGAAAAUAGAAUGUUUAAGAAUUAAUUUUAUAUAACGAUGAAUCACCUUAAGGGUAUUUUAUGGCCUUUUUGGAUAGGCACAAUGUCUGCGGUUGGGUUCAUAAUAGUCAUACCUACCUAGAGGAUAAAGUGGUAAGUUUCAAGUACCUAUCUCAAAGAUCUUUCAUAUAUUCAUAUUGUAGUUAAUACAGUGUAAUUUAUCACGCUGUUAUACUUGCCUAUUUGUUAAGUACAGGUCGGUUCACCAAAGCUGACAGAAAGACUAUAAUCCCGUCAAAAGAGGAGCCUCAAGUUUUUUGGCACGGCAACGUCAAACUUAUGUUACCGAUUAAGACCACGGCAGACUCCAACGCAAGGAAGAAUUUACGUACCUACCGACAUAACAAAAUCACUUUAGCUUUGGUGAAUCAAUCUUUAACUCAUACGUUUUAUGCCUGUUCAGAGUUGUUGGUUGGCCUUUGAGGUGGUCGUAAACGUAUUAUGCUUGUUACAAUAAAGCAGGGAUGUUGCGAAUAUUCGCAUCCGCAACCGCAGAACUUCCGCAUUAUUUUCAACAUCCGCAUAAAAUCGAUGCGGAGCUUAAUGCGGAUGCGGAUGUGCAACAGGUAGGUACAGGAACGUCUUAGCGGCGGCGUAAGUUCUAGGUAAUUUCGACAUUAGCCAAGUCUCGUUUCGUUUUUGUGAUUCGUCGAUCGAGCACGGACAGCGACAAGAAAUGAAAAAUUUGUUUUAUUUGGACUUUAGUAUAGUAACGCGAUUGUGGGGCACGUAUAUUCUUGUUCAAAUAUUAAAAUUUUCGUUUUUUUUAAAUAAAAAUUACUAAAGUGUAAUAAUUGACGUUUUAUGUGCCUAAUCUCGAUGUGAGCCUAAAAAUCCGCAACAUCCCUGCAAUAAAGUAGAUUAGGUAUAUUAUAAAUAAAGUUUUGAUCUCCGAUUGUAUGCUGGGUACAACAGCGUCACAUUAUAACGUUACGUUGCAUGUAGCUUACGGCGUAAGCCGGCCACCGAUGCCUAUGAGUAGGUUCCACAAUGUUAUGAUUACGUCAACAAAAAAAAACUUAAAGCUAAAGGUAAUUAAUGCAAAAAAGUAAAACUAAAUUAUAACAAACACAAUAUUACCCCCCACUCUGAUUAUCCCCCGGACCAAAUGUGCCAAAAAUACUGGCGGCAUUACCUCGCUGAAUGGCCAGGGAUAUCUUUUGGACGAGGAAAGAACCAGAGCGAGGGUCGCCGCCCCUUUCUCUUAAGCGUCGCCCUAUAUCCUUAAUAAAGGCUUUGGCCUCGGCACACCAAGGUCCAGCCGUCUCGACGGCAAACGGGACAAAAUCAUACACCUGUUCAAGGUUCGCGUACUUGCUAUGCUUGAACCUAGAUGAGUCUUAAUUUAUUAUUUGAUGCUUGAAUAGGUAGCAAAAAGUGAGAACUAGUUAUGUAAAACUUUUAGUUUUUAUAAUAUAAAUUAACCAACAAAAUGUGAUAUCAUGACCAGUUACCAAUUUGAUUCCAAGCAAAUGACAGUUUUAAUAUCCCUUACUAACCACUAAAGUAAGUAAAACAUUUGCGAGAAGAAUCUACGUUAAUAUCGUAAUCAAAUCAUUAUAUGCAUACAUAUAAGAAAUAUAUUUAAUAUAUCUAAUAAUGAUAUUCGAAUAUAAUAAUUAAUAAAUAUAUCAUUGUCUGGCCGCCUUUACAGUACAUAUUGUCUUUGAAAAUGAAAUAAAGCCUAAGAUUAGAUUGGACCUACGUUUUUUCAUAGCCUAGCUAGAGUAGAUUUACAUUAGACCACAAAAAAUACUGAUUUAUAUAAUGUAAGAAUCAAUGAGCUGCAAGAUCAAAAAUACCCACAAUUGUUUUAAUAGUCAAAUGCAACCCUAAUAGUCAAAAGACAGUAUUUUAUUUAUAGCAUCUCAUGUUAAUACAUAGUAACUGCAUAGAUGAGUCUUAAAUUAUUAUUUGAUGCUUGAAUAGGUAGCAAAAAGUGAGAACUAGUUAUGUAAAACUUUUAGUUUUUAUAAUAUAAACUAUAAACUGCUGGGCAAAGGCCUCUGCCCUUGAUCUUCAGGGACACUAUAACGGGCUAAGGAUAUAUAUAUAUAUAAACUAUUUUACUUUAAUUGUAUGAAUUAAUGUAUUUUACCAUUCCAUACUCAAAUCGAAUUUUACUGUAUUGGGAGAACAUUGCGGCACUUACAACCACCUUACAACUAUGUUUUAUGCACCAUAUUGUUUGCGUUAAAAUUAAUUAACAUUUGCAUGUUGUCAUCAUUGUUAUAAUAUAAGUACUUAAAAAAAUAUACACAUAUUUUUGAUGUUGACUUUACCUAGUUCAUGCUUUCAAACGUUCAAUAUAUUUUUUAACGAAUUAAAUCUUCUGUAGUGCCUGUGUAAGAAUAGGCCGCCACUUCAUACAGAGCAGGGUUUCCCAACCGUUUAGGCAUCACUAUGUUGUAAAAAAUAAAUUACUGUGCCCCAUUCUCUACCAUUUCACGGCACUCGCCAAAUCGCUACGCCCCCUAGAUAGCCGUCCAUUCGUUGGGAACUGCAAUACACUGGAUGAUUUGUAUUGUCAGAUUGUCACUAGCAAAUGUAACUCUUAUAGAAAACAAUUGAUUUGCACGCGCUAAUAUUCUUGCGACAAGAGUUGUAUAAUCAUUUUGGACUAUAUAUAAUAGCUCUGAGGAUUGUAUACCAUUGUAUAUAUUAUAAUUUUAAUCAGGUCUCAUAGUAUAAUGGAAUAGACAGUAUCCAGUGAAAUUAACAUUCAUACCUACUGUCACAGUAGGUAUGAUUGUUUAUUUCACUGGAUAUCAUGUUUUAUUUGAUGUUGCUUUGCAACUGUAAUGUAUGAGUAUAGGUUGUUUUAUUUCAGCAGAAUAAAAUGUUUUUCACAUCAUAUAAGAACAAAAUUUAGAAAUAUUUACUUAUUUAUUUAUUAAGUGAUGUCUGAAGCUUGUUGUGAUGUUUAAGUAAAUGCAUGUUUCUAGUUAAAUAUACAAUAUCACUAUUACAAAUACACAUGUAUUGUAAAAUAUUAUUGUUGUUGUAUUUUGAAGAGCAAAUAUAAAAUGUAAAAAAAAGAAAUUGAAUAAAUAUUGUUGCAAUCA
Messenger RNA from Cydia strobilella, 7719 nucleotides. It is a transcript of the gene anchor, whose product is annotated as lysosomal cholesterol signaling protein. The transcript is spliced from 15 exons. Gene Ontology annotation, biological process: negative regulation of BMP signaling pathway; transmembrane transport; intracellular signal transduction. Gene Ontology annotation, cellular component: membrane. The record is from RefSeq and is a predicted model, not a curated record. Bases 374 to 2896 code for a protein of 840 amino acids. NCBI's taxonomy places the organism in Eukaryota, Metazoa, Arthropoda, Insecta, Lepidoptera, Tortricidae.